AUGGGUGACGCCGCCAACAGUGCCGCUGAGGCGGAGCGCUAUGCUAUCGGUAUCUCGUUUGGUAACUCAUGCAGUUCAAUUGCCCGUAUUUCACCUGAAGGCAAGGCUGAGGUUAUUGCCAACGAGGAAGGAGAUCGUCAAAUUCCUUCCAUCCUUUCCUACAUCGACGGCGAGGAGUACCACGGCACACAAGCCAAGGCCCAGCUCGUUCGCAACUCCGGCAACACUGUCGCAUACUUCCGCGACUUCAUCGGCAAGGAAUUCAAGUCGAUUGACCCUACUCCUUGCCACCAGUCAGCCCACCCCCAGCAGAAGGACUCGACUAUCGCUUUCACUAUCCGCGACACCGAGAGCGAGACACCCAACACCGUCACUGUCUCUGAGAUCACUACUCGUCACUUCAAGCGCUUGAGAAGUUCCGCCACCGACUUCCUCGGUAAGGAUGUCAACGCCGCUGUUAUCACCGUCCCCACCGAUUUCACCGAUGCCCAGCGUGAGGCCCUCGUUGCCUCCGCUAAGGCUGCUGGUCUCGACGUUCUGCAGCUGAUCCACGAGCCCGUUGCUGCUGUCAUGGCUUACGAUGCCCGCCCCGAGGCCACCGUUACCGACAAGCUGGUUGUCGUUGCCGACUUCGGUGGUACCCGCUCUGAUGUCGCUGUUGUUUCCUGCCGCGGUGGUAUGUACACUAUCCUGGCCACCGUCCACGACUACGAGCUGGGUGGUGCCUCCCUGGACCAGAUCAUCAUCGACCACUUCGCCAAGGAGUUCAUGAAGAAGCACAAGACCGACCCCCGCGAGAACGCUCGUGGUCUUGCCAAGUUGAAGCUCGAGUGCGAGGCCACCCGCAAGGCCCUCAGCCUGAGCACCAACGCCCAGCUCAGCAUCGAGUCUCUGGUCGACGGUGUCGACUACGGCUCCACUGUCAACCGCACCCGUUACGAGCUUCUUGCCGGCAAGGUCUUCAGCCAGUUCACUAGCCUGAUCCAGCAGGUUGUCAAGAAGGCCGAGCUCGAUGUUCUUGACAUCGAUGAGGUUAUCUUCUCCGGCGGUGUUUCCCACACCCCCAAGAUCGCCAACUUGACCCGCAACAUCUUCUCCGAGAAGACCAAGAUCCUUUCUCCCGCCACCUCCACCACUUCCCUUAACCCCUCCGAGCUCUCUGCCCGUGGUGCCGCCUUCCAGGCUUCCCUCGUCCAGGAGUUCGAGCACGAGGACAUUGAGCAGUCCAUCCACCCCAUGGUCACUGUCACCCCUCACCUGACCAAGGCCAUCGGUGUCGAGUUCACCUCCGAGACCGAGACCACCUUCCAGCCCCUCCUCGGCGCCGAGACCGCCCUCCCCGCCCGCCGCAUCGCCCAGUACUUUGCCCCCAAGGAGGGUGGCGACGUUCUGGUCCGUGUGUGUGAGGGUGCCCGCGAGAUCAAGGUCACCAAGCCCGAGCCCAAGGCCGAGGAGAAGCCCGCCAAGGAUGAGGAUGACUCUGACUUUGACUCCGAGGAUGAGGAGGAGGAGGAGAUCCGCGAGAUUGUCUGGAAGACCGAGAAGCCCGUUGCCGAGCUCGCCGUCAAGGGCGUCAAGGCUGGCAGCAAGAUCGAGGUCAUGGUUCACGUCAAUCCCGAUCUUGGUCUGCAGAUCGCCGUCCGCGAGGUCGCGUCCCAGAACGCCGUCCGUGGUGCCAUCAACGGCUCCGCUUAA
Molecule: messenger RNA, 1695 nt
Organism: Penicillium bovifimosum
Lineage: Eukaryota; Fungi; Ascomycota; Eurotiomycetes; Eurotiales; Aspergillaceae
Product: ribosome-associated complex protein SSZ1
Exons: 3
Coding region: 1-1695 (564 amino acids)
Biological process (GO): protein folding
Cellular component (GO): nucleus; cytosol
Molecular function (GO): ATP-dependent protein folding chaperone; ATP binding
Source: RefSeq, a predicted model, not a curated record